UCCAUUUACGAAUUGUGGGGUUGAUUACGCCGGACCUAUUAGUGUUCGCAUGGGGGGCGGUCGUGGUAUUCGCUCACGACCAGCAUGGAUACCGGUGUUUAUUUGUCUCGCAACUAAGGCUGUGCAUUUAGAGGUGGUUUCCGAAUAUUCGACGGCUGCAUUCUUGGCCGCGUUUGAUCGUUUCUGUUCGCGUCGAAACAAGCCUUCCAAAAUGCAUAGUGAUCGGGGAACUAAUUUUCAGGGCGCGGACAAGGAGUUGCGUCAGGCAUUCCGUGAGUUGAGGUCAGAUCCUAGUGUUCAAGCGCGACUAGCCAAUGACGGAAUCGCGUGGCAGUUUAUUCCGCCUGCAGCGCCACAUUUCGGUGGUUUGUGGGAGGCAGGUGUCAAGAGUAUGAAACAUCAUCUUAUUCGAAUACUUGGUGCUCAUACGCCCACCUUUGAAGAGCUUUCAACAUUAGUAUGCCGCAUUGAAGCUUGUAUGAAUUCUAGACCAAUAGGUCCGAUUAACGAUGAUGUGGAAAGUCUUGACACUCUUACUCCGGGACAUUUUCUUGUCUAUCGCAAUUUUACUUCUGUUCCGAGACCGAGUUUAGAUAAUAUACCUGAAAAUCGUUUGUCGCGCUGGCAACUAAUGCGUCAACUCCUUGAACAAUUCUGGCGAGAAUGGUCAAAUGAUUAUAUUAGAUCUUGUCAACAUAGGACUAAAUGGCAAAACAGAACAACCUCGUUAAAGGUUGGUCAAAUUGUAUUACUACGAAACGAUAAUCUUCCACCAACUAAGUGGAAUCUGGGUCGAAUCACACGCUGUCAUCCUGGAUCUGACGGUUUAACGCGUGUAGUUUCAGUCAAAACGGCGACGUCGGAAUAUACUCGCCCUAUCUCGAAAUUAGCUCUUUUUCCAAUAAAUAUCGAUGAAUAGUUACCGUCAGAUUUCUGUUUGAAGGCCUGUCUUUAAGGGGGGAACACCAGUUGUAACUUUCGAAAAAUCAAUUUUUUUUUUUGUGCAUUUUCUUAAAGUACACAUAUUUAGAAAUGUGUCUGUAAAUUUCAAAGUUGAUCCGGUGAAAAAUAAAUGAGAUAUACAGAACACUGCAUCGGCGCGUCCCGUGGCUUCAUACAAGGUGGCCAGCCAUAACUGACCCUAACGACAGAUGGCCUUUUCCUAUGAUUUAGAAACGGCAACCACUGCGGAAGAGUUAUUAUAUGGUCCAAGAAUCGAUGACUCUUUGUAACUUGGAAACAAAAUUUCUUCUGAACAAAAAAAAACGAAGUAUACUUGCAGAAUGCUGGUCACCGCAAUUCGCCUUUUUUCUUAAGACGCCACUUCAAUGGCUCAUAUCUCCAAAAGUUUUUGUUAAAAAAAUUUUUUUUUUCUUUUAAAUUACAGCUUUUUACAUGUACUUUUAACUAAUAAAUAGUAUUCUUUAAAAA
Molecule: messenger RNA, 1431 nt
Organism: Leptopilina boulardi
Lineage: Eukaryota; Metazoa; Arthropoda; Insecta; Hymenoptera; Figitidae
Exons: 2
Coding region: 50-919 (289 amino acids)
Biological process (GO): DNA integration
Molecular function (GO): nucleic acid binding
Source: RefSeq, a predicted model, not a curated record